Vitrella brassicaformis is the source of this 1821-nucleotide messenger RNA. Lineage: Eukaryota; Vitrellaceae. The record is from the annotation of a GenBank genome assembly.
UCAAUACGUGAAGUUGGUGUUGGGGUUUGGGAGCCCGAGGCCAUCCUGUGGAGAAGCACGCACCCGCGUUUGCUCGAUGCAACGGCACACAUGCACGUAUGUCUUCGUACCUUCACAAUGCCGUGCAUGACGGUCAGCAUCAGGUACGUCACACUUCCGCCUCCGGUCGGAGCGUCGGGCACUAUCACAGCCUCAUAGAGAGUGUCAUUGCCAACAGCCGCCCUGUCAGUAUACACACAGGUGAGCGUCGGCUCGUCACCGUGGUAUGCACAUGAUGAUGUCUCUGUGUGAUCGUGCCUGAUGUCGGUGAGAGUGCCGUUGGUGACGAAGGACUCGGUGGCCGGCGCGAAGCCCGCCGACACGCUCCCGCCAAAUGAGAUACUGAGAGUGAUUGGGGUGGUGUAAUAGCUCGGAGGCGGGUCGACGAUUGACGGCGCGGGCACUGUGUGUAAGAAUAUACCCAUCCGUAUGUGUAUUUGUAUACGUUGACCUAUGUGUGGCUGUGCAUUUCUCAGGGGGAUACCUGACUUGUGGUAGCACGUGCGUUUUCCUGGUGCGGCGGCGUCGUACGAGUCGAUCAAGCCAUAGAGGAUCCGACACUCGGGCUCUUCCGGCUUCCCUGUGUGCUCAAUCGCGGUGCAACGCCUGCAUACACACGUGAAGCACACAUCAAGGUCAGUCAGUCGGUCAGCGCGGAUUAUACUCGCCGCACACUCACCUGUCCAGAAGGCACUCCACCGAGCAAAUAUAUCUUCUCUCCCAAUCGCCGGUGUUGCUGUUCCAGUCAAGCUCGGUCAGAUUGGCGAUGCGGUAGAGUGUCUCCUGGCCGCCACUCCGACAACCACCACUGUUCUUAAACGCUAAAGACAUCCAUCAACAUUCAUAUACGGUGUGAGAUCGAUCGAUCGACCGAUCGAUCGCCAGUACGUAUUGUCGUACCUCCUCCUUGCCGAACGAUGCAGAGCGUGGUGGUGGAGUCCUGUGUGGGAGGGAUCUUGGCCCAGCUAUGGUGAAUUCUGCAAUGCCGCGUGCUGUCAAUCUGCAGCCGACAUGGACGUGCCCACGUAUGGCAUGCAGGAAGAGAUACAGACAUGUGUGAGAAAGCCUCACGUUGAGCUGGAAUCCUGUACAGACAGGAUGCGCGCUGCAAAGCAAAUCAGACGUCACAGGUUCACCCACACCAAGCGGCACGUGCCUCGUUUGCCUGUCUUCAAAAGCUGCUUACAGACACAGUUCUCCACAUUCCAUCUUCCUGGCCUCGGUGUCGCCCUCAGGGAUGCUCGUGCUCAGCGUAUAGUCAUGGAGCGGAAGAGUGUCCGUGUACCUGUGUACAACACGUACAACACAGAGAUGUACGUACGUGUACACGUACGCACGCACGCGUAGGAUACGUAUAUAUUUAUGUACUCAAAGAAUCUGCCCUGGCUGGGGCAGCUGCCUUCGCAAAUGCAAUCGGACGUCACAUCGGGCUCUCCACCAACGCGCGACAUACAGGAAAACAGCCACUCAUUGAAACCGACACAACUGGUGCGCUUCUGCUCACUGAAUUCAUCUGUCCACUCUGCAGCAUCGCCUGCAGAAAACACAGGAGACAACACAUGCUCAGCUGUCGCCAUCUGCAGUGCAAAUGUGUGCAUCCCCCACCUGUCCACAAAAGCAACUUCAACGAAAGGACAAGCAAAGCACGAGCAAUGGGCACCGUCGUGAUGAUCCCUUUGCGGCCGUGCAUCGUUGCCCGUGCUCCCCCCUCCUCAGCUGCCUUUGCAGACAAGAAAACACGUGUUGUCGGCUGCACUGUUUGCAGCCGCCCUGUUUUCACCG